Messenger RNA from Hydractinia symbiolongicarpus, 998 nucleotides. Its product is annotated as 40S ribosomal protein S2-like. Gene Ontology annotation, cellular component: ribosome; cytosolic small ribosomal subunit. Gene Ontology annotation, molecular function: RNA binding; structural constituent of ribosome. The transcript is spliced from 4 exons. The record is from RefSeq and is a predicted model, not a curated record. The coding region runs from base 127 to 948 and encodes 273 amino acids. NCBI's taxonomy places the organism in Eukaryota, Metazoa, Cnidaria, Hydrozoa, Anthoathecata, Hydractiniidae. Gene Ontology annotation, biological process: translation.
GGCUUUAUUGCUUUUUAGCGUAUGACCUUUAAGCAAUCAGAACUCUGAACAUGCAUUGCGAAACUCCUUAAUCUUCAGAUUGUAGAAAAUCGUUCUUUCGCAGAGAAACAUCAUCUGAAUACACCAAUGGCAGACGCAGGAUCAGCCGGUGAACGUGGUAGAGGUCGUGGUGGUUUUGGUAGAGGCAGGGGUGGCCGAGGAAGAGGACGUGGUCGUGGCCGAGGAAGAGGUAAAGCAGAAGAAAAAGUAUGGACACCAGUCACCAAACUUGGUCGUCUUGUCAAGGAUGGCAAAAUCAAGACAUUGGAGCAGAUAUACUUGUAUUCAUUACCAAUCAAAGAGUUUGAAAUAAUUGAUUAUUUCCUUCCCCCAAGUGUAUUGAAGGACGAGGUCUUAAAAAUCAUGCCUGUCCAAAAACAAACCAGAGCUGGUCAACGUACUCGUUUCAAGGCUUUUGUUGCAAUUGGUGACCAAAAUGGACAUGUUGGACUUGGUGUUAAGUGCUCUAAAGAAGUUGCCACUGCAAUUAGAGGUGCCAUAAUCCAAGCUAAGCUGUCAAUUAUCCCUGUCAGAAGAGGAUAUUGGGGUAACAAAAUUGGUGAUGUGCACACAGUGCCAUGCAAGGUGACUGGGAAAUGUGGAUCCGUUACAGUGCGUCUUAUUCCAGCUCCUCGUGGAACUGGCAUUGUUGCUGCUGGUGUAUCCAAAAAAUUACUCCAGAUGGCUGGUAUUCAGGAUUGUUACACUUGCUCGUGUGGUACCACAGCUACUGUUGGUAACUUUGCUAUGGCAACAUAUCUUGCUAUUGCUCGUACAUAUUCUUACUUGACUCCAGACAUGUGGGCCGAAACUCAAUUCUCCAAGACACCAUAUCAAGAAUAUACUGAUUACUUGGCUAAGAACCAUGCUCCAGGUGGCAAACCAGCACCGGCAGCUGUCACGGCUUAACUUUUAAGCUUAUGUGAAUAUGAUUUCAGAAUAUCAACUUUUAUGAUAAA